Molecule: messenger RNA, 1428 nt
Organism: Pipistrellus nathusii (Nathusius's pipistrelle)
Lineage: Eukaryota; Metazoa; Chordata; Mammalia; Chiroptera; Vespertilionidae
Source: the annotation of a GenBank genome assembly
AUGGAAAAUUCUGUAAAAGCAGAGGAAUGUGAAAAGAUCUCUCUUGAAGAAGAGAAAGCAUCAAUAAAUUCAGGAACAGAGUCUUCAUUCAGCCAUAAUGAAAGCACUACUGCUCCUGAGACUGAGCUUUUUGAAAAGGCUCCUAUGCAAGUACACACUCCCCAAAAAAGAAAAAUGGAGUUUGCAGAUGAUCUUGUAAAAGAGAGUUCUAGCUGUGGAGAAGACACUCCAUCCAAGAAAAGCAAACUUGAUGCUGAACUUGAACCAGAGGAAAAAGGUUCUGGUGAUGAUGAAGGCAUUUCAAGGGAAAAAAGGCUGGAAACUGAUGAUUUUCCAAAAGAUGAACCUUCUCCUGUAGACGGUACUCCAAAAAAGAGAAAAAGAGAACCUGACGAUGUUUCUGAAAAGCAGAAACACUUAAAGGAAGGCCACAGCUCAACAGUGGCUGCCCACUACAAUGAACUUCAGGAAGUUGGCUUGGAAAAGCGUAGCCAAAGUCGAAUUUUUUACCUAAGAAACUUUAAUAAUUGGAUGAAAAGCGUCCUCAUUGGGGAAUUUUUAGAAAAGUUACGGCAGAAAAAAACACGCGACAUUACUGUUUUGGACCUGGGAUGUGGUAAAGGUGGAGAUUUGCUCAAGUGGAAAAAGGGAAGAAUUAAUAAGCUAGUUUGUACCGAUAUUGCUGAUGUUUCUGUCAAACAGUGUCAGCAACGGUAUGAGGACAUGAAAAAUCGUCGGGAUAAUGAGUAUAUUUUCAAUGCAGAAUUUAUAACCGCUGAUUGUUCUAAGGAACUUUUGAUUGACAAAUUUCGUGACCCAGAAAUGCGUUUUGACAUCUGCAGCUGUCAGUUUGUUUGUCAUUACUCAUUUGAGUCCUAUGAUCAGGCUGACAUGAUGCUUAGAAAUGCUUGUGAGAGACUUAGCCCUGGAGGAUAUUUUAUCGGUACCACUCCCAAUAGCUUUGAAUUGAUAAGGCGCCUUGAAGCUUCAGAAACAGAAUCAUUUGGAAAUGAAAUAUAUACUGUAAAAUUUCAGAAGAAAGGAGAUUAUCCUUUAUUUGGCUGCAAGUAUGACUUCCACUUGGAAGGCGUUGUGGAUGUCCCUGAAUUCUUGGUCUAUUUUCCAUUGCUAACUGAAAUGGUGAAGAAGUACAAUAUGAAACUCAUCUACAAAAAAACAUUUCGGGAAUUCUAUGAAGAAAAGAUUAAGAACAGUGAAAAUAAAAUGCUGUUAAAACGAAUGCAGGCCCUGGAGGCAUAUCCUGCAAAUGGGAAUUCCAAACUUGCUUCUGAAAAGGCAGAUGACUAUGAACAUGCAGCACAGUACAUAAAAAAUAGUCAAGUAAGAUUACCUUUGGGAACCUUAAGUAAAUCAGAAUGGGAAGCUACAAGUAUUUACUUGGUUUUUGCAUUUGAGAAGCAGCAGUGA